AUGGUAUACAAUUCUCCUGGUGGACGAGGAAGCAGUAUGACACCAGGUCGAAACACCCCAUCGUCGAUUAAGUUUCCAUCGAGCAACCACAAUCACAACCACAGACCCACCUCUAGAGCUCGAAGCAGAGAUGAGAGCCCGAUGGGAUCUCCGCGAAGACCAAGGUCAAGGGAAAGAAGCAACAUACGAGGGAGAGAGCAACCGUCGCCUUUGAAAAUUCACGAUUCUACCGAGGGAGAAGCGAUAUGCAACUAUGACACGAACGUAACAACUCUCUAUGAGCUGUUGGAGUCUUCCAACUGGGAAAAGGCUCGUAGUCGAUGUGGAUCACACCCUCACGAGGUACGGACAUGGAUCGUUCGACGAGACACAAUCUCUCAAAAGAUUCGAUGGAAACUUCUUCCAUUGCAUGCCGCAGUUAUCUUUCAAAGUCCUACAUAUGUGGUAACUGCUUUGAUAGAUCAAUAUCCAGCGGCUGUGUCACGACGAGAUGAUCAAGGUAUGCUACCGUUGCACCUAGCGUUUCGGUACAAGGAAGAUAAUGAGGAUCUUCUCGAACUGCUCUUGACACAAUACCCCAAGGGAGUCUUGAUGAAAGAUAAGAGAGAUAGAAUUCCAUUGGAACAUGGACGGGGAUCCAAGUUCUCCGCCAAACUAUUGCGUCUCUAUGCUGAUGCUAAUGUUUCUGGAUCCAGGGCGCUUACAAUGUCGGCAUCUGCGGACAGCCACAACAUCAAACGGCACGAGCACGAAGCAGCCGCAAGAGUGAACGAGGUGGUGACUGAAUAUGAAAAGAAAACCCGGACGCUCAAGGGCAUGUACGAAGAGCGCAUCAAGAUGCUUCAAGAUCAACACAAAGCCGCCGUCAAUCAAGUAAAAAUAUCGAGCGACGAAGACAAACGAAAACUGGUCAAUUGCCACGUCGAAGAGAUGGAAGCUAUGAGAGAAAUGAUCAACUCUCAUGCCGGUAAUGAUGCUGGUGUUAUCUCGGAUUUGGAAGCAGAAAUCAGCGGCCUUGGCGCCGCUUUGACCACUGCCAAGGCAGAGCGAGAUGCUGCAAACCUUCUUGCUGCUGACACAAAGUCAUAUGCUGAUGAUCUGGCUUUGCAAAUGAAACAGCUUUUGCAGGAUCAAGAGGCUCUUCAGCUGAUGGUGACGCAGCAGCAACAGGAACUGGACAAAGCUCACUCACGCCGGGAACAGCUGAUACAGAAUUUGCUACGACAAGAGCAGGACGAGCGACCCACAAGAUCUCGAAGAGGUUCUGAGAUAAAGCAACUGAUUGAGUCAGGGCGAACUAAUAUGGAAACGGCUUUGGCUCGGGAGCCAUCCUCAAGACCAACGCCAAAGCCGCAAACGUCGUACAACCGUGCUCGGGCGGGAAGCAAUGACAAAGGAGGCUCACAUAACUACUUUCACGCCACCACAACACCAAUGACACCCGUGACACCCAUGAAAGACGACAUUAGUGCAAUCACCGAGAACUCCAAUUUCUAA
Molecule: messenger RNA, 1497 nt
Organism: Seminavis robusta
Lineage: Eukaryota; Bacillariophyta; Bacillariophyceae; Naviculales; Naviculaceae
Source: the annotation of a GenBank genome assembly